CCCGAGUCGGGGAUCUUUAAUCCUCUGCCGCAGCAGCAGCACAGCCGGUAACCAGAGGAGGGGGGAGCACGGUCGGACGGGAAUGGACCGCACGGGCUAGGCUAGCGUAAAAAAGGCCGAAACAGCUCGGUCUUUUAGAUAGACGACAGUAUCACCGAGUAAAAACAGAGAUAACGACCAGAGCGAGCCGACUCUUUGCACAGGCCAGACCCCCUCCUCUCUGUGCUUUAGCCUACAGCCUAUUCACAGCCAUUUUCCCGUUUAAGAGACUUCAUUCAGAGACGGCGGUUAAAUAUACCCCCAAACGCCCGUUUGUUUCAUUCAAACGUCGAAUAUUUUGAGUUUUUUUUUUUUUUUUUUUUGCGGAUACCACGCCUCGUCCUGCCGGUUUCUCGCGGCCGGUUUCACUCCCCGGUUCGCCCUUCAAGCCGCGUCGCCGCGUCCCCUCUGCUGCUGUCAGCUGCUGCGCAUCAGCAAAACAUGCAGGAUGAGCCUGUGGGGGUGACAACCACGCAGUUACCCCAGUCAACCGAGGAAAAGGACCACCGCAGCAGCAGCAGCAGCAGGAGCACGGUCAGCAAAUCCGGAAAGCAAACCGACAGCCAGCCGAGCUCGUUCACGUCGGAUUAUAACCACCUAAAGCAGAAGGUAGCUUUCCCCGAUUUCGAUCGAGAUCGUUUUUGCCCGACGCAGUCUAUCUGUGACCUUCAGCACAGCCGAAAAAUACAUCAGCAGUUAAGUCAGCACACUGAGUUUAGCCCCACAGAGUCACCCCCACCCCAGGGACGUUUCAGUCACCUGCCGCAGAGGCAGCCCUUCUGCAAACCCGACCCCGUCGCUGCUGACCCCUGCGGUUCUCCAGUGGAAGAGGCAGAAGCUGAUGCUGCGUCGCCAUCGCCUUCUUCCGUAAACCUAAACAAGAUCCAAAUGGACUCCCCUCUCGCCCACCAUAUAAACAACGGCAAUGGCAGCAGCAGCACCGGCAACAUGUUGUCCGGAGGUCUCGGCGCCGCUUUCCCGAACCUCCCCACCCAGGAGAUGCAGAGCGCCAGCGGCGGCUCGUCCUCGCCUUCCCUCCCCGGGUUCGGCACCCCUUGGUCCGUCCAGACCAGCUCCUCGCCCCCGCCCGUCCCCAGCUCCAUUAACCCCAUCCACGCGAACGCCGUUAACCAAAUGCCCAACGCGGACUCUGACAACAGCUUCUACCCAGGUAUCCCCUCCUCCAUCAACCCGGCCUUCUUCCAGAGUUUUUCGCCGGUGUCAGCUAAUCCAUGCGCCGGGAUUAAUGUGCAGGGCUUCAGCGGUCCCUUCUCGCCCCAGAUAAACGUCCCUCAGCAGCCGCAGAGCCGCAGGUCCCCGGUCAGUCCCCAGAUGCAUCCCCAGCAGGGAGCCUUCCUGCAGCAGAGGAACAACUACAACCAACAUCAGCCCAUGGUGAAACCAUCUCCAUGGGGCAGCCACCAGGGGAACGGCUGGGGCUCCGGAGGCAUGUCCUGGGGCCGAGACCACCGCAGAGGGAGUGGCAUGGGCGUACCUGGCUCAGUGAGUCACGUCUCGCCCCUGAAGAAGCCGUUCUCCAGCAACGUCAUCGCUCCUCCCAAGUUCCCACGCUCCGGAGGGUCACUGGGGCCUAAGUCCUGGAUAGAGGAGAACAUGUUUCGCACAGACAGCAACAGCAACACCUUGUUGCCACUGCAGGACCGAACCAGAAUGUACGACAGUCUGAACAUGCACUCCCUGGAGAGCUCCCUGAUUGACAUCAUGCGGGCCGAGCAGGAUCCGAUGAAAGGCCGUGUGGGAUGCCCUAACCCCGGGGCUGACGGCCUACUCAUGCUCAAUGCCAGGAGCUAUGGGAGGCGUCGAGCAGACUCGACAUUCGCCGCAGCCUCACCUGCCCGUUUUCCUCCACCAGGCCGCUCCUCCCUCUUCCCUAUCGAUGACAAUCUCCUCGACGACGGCCACGGCAACCAAGGUGUCCCGGGAGUGCUCGGCUCUCCCAACUGUUACCCCCACCAAAACGGGGAACGCAUCGAGCGCUUCUCUCGCAAGGUGUUUGUGGGGGGCUUGCCUCCCGACAUAGAUGAAGAUGAAAUUACCUCAAGCUUCCGUCGCUUCGGGCACCUGGUGGUGGACUGGCCACACAAAGCAGAGAGCAAAUCCUACUUUCCACCUAAAGGUUACGCCUUCCUGCUGUUCCAGGAGGAGAGCUCAGUGCAGGCUCUGAUUGAAGCCUGCAUGGAGGAGGAUGGGAAACUCUACCUGUGUGUCUCCAGCCCCACCAUCAAAGACAAACCUGUGCAAAUUCGACCUUGGAACCUGAGUGACAGUGAUUUCGUGAUGGAUGGAUCUCAGCCCCUCGAUCCGCGCAAGACCAUCUUUGUGGGAGGCGUCCCUCGUCCCCUGAGAGCAAUUGAGCUGGCCAUGAUUAUGGAUCGUCUCUAUGGCGGAGUGUGCUACGCAGGAAUCGACACGGAUCCAGAGCUCAAGUACCCUAAAGGGGCCGGACGAGUGGCCUUCUCCAACCAACAGAGUUACAUCGCUGCCAUCAGCGCCAGAUUUGUCCAGCUGCAGCACGGCGACAUUGAUAAGCGGGUGGAGGUGAAGCCCUACGUCCUGGAUGAUCAGCUGUGUGACGAGUGCCAGGGUGCACGCUGCGGAGGCAAAUUCGCUCCAUUUUUUUGCGCUAACGUCACCUGUCUCCAGUACUACUGCGAGUUCUGCUGGGCCAACAUCCACUCCCGCGCCGGCCGAGAGUUUCACAAGCCCCUGGUCAAAGAGGGCGCCGACCGACCCCGCCAGAUUCACUUCCGCUGGAACUAGAGACGCGAGCCCACGUCCGCGGCGGCACAGUCAGAGGAAAGGGAAUGAAACGCUGGCUAACAGGAAAAAAGAGCAUCGCUCCGCCUCUACUGCUCUCCUAAGCUAUCACUAUAACCGAGUACGUAACACUAUACAGUAUACACUAUAUAUAUCUAUAUAUCUUUUGUAGCAGCCAAACACCACAAGCCUCAGUUUUCACCAAAACCCCCCUCACAUCUCAGGCUCUGACAACUCUACAACUCUUUUGUGGUACUUUCAUCUUUUCUAAGAGGAGAUUUAAAAAAGAGAUUGAUUUUUGUAGCUUUUUUUAUUAUUAUUAUUUUUGUAUGUGAGAUUUAACGUAGAUACGGGAAUGUUUUUGCAUGGGGGCAGCUUGUCUGUCUGUUUGUCUGCUGCUAGCCACCCCACGGUGCGUUCAGUGCACACUCGUUUCUGAGAAGAACCUCUCUAAUGACGACGCUCGCCCCAGGUCAUUAACCAAAGGUAGCAAAAAGAUAGGAAAAGCUGAAAAAUUGACACGUUUUCUGCCGCAAAACAAAUUGUUGUUUUUUAAUGUCGCCAUGGGCUGUUUCUUCUUGUUAGAGAGUUUAUUAAAAAAAAGAUUAAAGGGUUAUUUUUGCGCUCAUACUGACCCAUAGAGUGAUACCUCAAAAUAUAAAAUCUGGUCUCUGCAAACUGUAUUCGACAUUUAUACGUAACAAGCUAUUUUAGAAGCUUUGCUGCUAUAUAUACAUAUAUAUGAAUAGAUGUGUAGGUAUUAUAUUUAAUGCCAUUUAUAAACCUGAAUCAUGUAAAACGAAAUGCAGUAUGUACUCGACCACAUAUGGCCCCCAUGGCCAUGGAAAGAGUUAGAGUGCAUGUAAUGACAAUAGACUUAGCUACACGAAUAGCAUGCAGGUUAGACGUGAGAAAAAAAAAACACUGAGGAAAAAAAAAAACCUAAAAAAGAAACCACUGAAAUUCAACAAAAAUCUAUAGAGAGUAGCAUGAUCAUCAACUCAGAGGGAAAAAAUCAGAUGAAGCUAAAUAAGUAAGAAAAAACAAAACAAAAACAAACAUAUUUAAACGUGCAUGCAUUGAUGUUUCUCUGUUGUUUGAUCCGUUUACAUACUAACGAUACAAAAAGUGAAAUUGGUUCUACUGUAGACUUAGUGGACGCCAUCAUUUUGUGACACGGUGGCUUGUAUGGAAAAAAAAAAAAAAAAAAAUCCUGUCGAGAAGCAGAGUGGUGUUCAGUGGUUUGUGUUCGUGUGUCGUCCAUGUGCCGUGUGAGUGUUGUUAGUGUAGACUGAGGCUCUAGUUUAGUUACCAACAGAUCACGUAGAGGAGAAUCAAACAUCGGAAUGACUCUGCCUUCACCCUUCCCAGCCCCGUAUCUUUUGUGUGGUUCCAAAGGUUGAUGAUGAUAUAGCAUCGCUGCGGCGGACGAGAUGCAAACAGGGCGACUCUGUCGGUGAGCGUCCGUAGAAGCAUCCGAAAAAUGCUUGUUUUUCUUUGUAAGGACGCAGUCAGAAUUUCACGCUGUGCGGCUGCAGCUCUAGAAAGCCGAGGAAACUCUGGCUAAGUUACUGGAAGAUGACGCAUCUCCUCACCGCGCUUUUACGGUGAGGACGAAAGAUGAAACUCUCUCUCUCUUUGUUCACGUUUUGAUUUCCACCUCGACCCUUGAAAAGACUAUUUAGGGACAAUCUUUCUGUGAGGACGGCGACCCGGCCGUCUGUUCAGUACUGUACACGUGUGUCGCCCUUGUGUCGUCGUGGUUUUAGUGCUCCACGCCCCCGGUGUGUGUCCCCCGGUAUCAGUGUUCAAGCGUCAAGUGUGUACUGUUACGAAACCUUAACGAAACUUUAUUCACUUCGAGUCGACUAAUUCAAUCUGUUCGUGUCAACUAUCACUGGCCCUUCAGUAUGUUUUUUAUAAUAUAUAUUAUGCACUACUUUUCUAUAUCCCUGCUCAUUCUUCUCCUUCGUCACCCACUUAAGUGAUUUCAGCGCCGACUCUCUGAAGCCUCCACCUAUUUAUAAUUCUCCAGAUGAUUUAUUAAAUUUUUUAUUUUUUCAUGAUCACUUAUUUAAGAUGUAGCGUGAAGCAGUGGUCUUAAGUUGUCUGUGUUCUGUGUGAGUAGAGGAAGAAUCUGAUAUUUUCUAAUAUAUUCUAAUGUAGUGUGGAUCUUGCGAGGGCAGGGAGUCCGAAUGGGCAUCGCAGGGUGUGACAUGAACGAGGUGAAAGCUAAAGAACGAGCUCCCCUCCCCCCCCACCCCCAUCCUCCUCCUCCCCCCUCUCCCCCCUCUUGUGGCUUUAGUUCUCAUGGCGUCUGAUGAUGUUUGAAUAUCGUCACCUGUAACACUUGACUCGUGCUGUUUUUGUGAGGUUCUAUUUUCUAUGUUAAACACUGUUACUUUGUUCUGUACGUGUCCUUGUUUUUGUAAAAAUCAUAUUUAUUUCACUAUUUUUGUAGACAAAAAAAAAACUAUUUGAUUUUGAUUGUAUUUUUCUAUUUAAAUAGGACUUAUAUUACAAUUUAUUUCCCCCUGAUUAUGUCCAAAAUUUCUGUUCGAAGACAAAGAAUCAUGUCAUAAGCAACAACAUCAAAGUUUUUGAUAAACAGUUGAUUCUUAUUUUGAUACACGUGACACAUUUCAUUUGAAGGAAGGAAACAUGAAGGUUUUAUUAUAUUCUGGGAAGACACUUGAGAUUCUCCCCUGUUGCAUCGAGGCCCCAGCUGCCUGUCCUCAUAGAUGCUCUGAAACUUGAAUAUAACACAUUUUGAAAGGCUGACUAACCUCGAAUCUGUGUUGUGACGUGCAAUACUGUUUCUAAUGUUUGUAUAAAAGUAAGAACUACAGUGUAAACCUUUUUAAUGCAGAUUUAUUUUUUUCAUUGCAUAUUUUGCAGAUUUCUGAUCCACAGUGUCAUUUUUUACUGUCAGAAAAAUAAACCCCGUUUUUUCAUUGCAAGUAUUUUUAAAUCCAGAUAUCUUUGUACUGAUGUAAAUGAUUGUAGUUAUUUUGGAUAGUGUUUUGCUAACAAACGGAGAGACUUUUUCAUGCAUAUUUCUAUUUCAUUUCAUCUUGUUUUAUCCCGCAUUUUUAUUUCAUUUAACAGUAGCAGAAUUCUUGGCAUAAUUUUUCAUAUAUUUAAAUGUCAUUGGUAUUAUUUUGUAUUUUUAUGUGAAAAUACAAUAUAUAUAAUUUUAAGAUGCUAAUUGCUAAGAUAUUAUUUUGAGUUUAAUUAUUUUUAAAGCUAAAUAUUUGUAAUUUUAUUGUUAAAGUGACUAAUUUCUAAAUCAGAGUUUUGUGUAUAGAUUCACAAAAGUGGUUUAUGAGGUGUUUGGAUUGUAAUUAUUACUGAAUGGUUCUUUGAUAUGCAAAAUGAAUAUCAUGUUUAUUUUUAUUUUUGUUGGUUUUGUAUUUAAAUGGGGUGUUGAUUACAAUCUUUUUUUGUUUUGUUUUUCUUUCACUUCCUGAAUAAAGACCCAUUCUGUUUGGACACAA
Mugil cephalus (flathead mullet) is the source of this 6314-nucleotide messenger RNA. It is a transcript of the gene cpeb2, whose product is annotated as cytoplasmic polyadenylation element binding protein 2. Gene Ontology annotation, biological process: negative regulation of cytoplasmic translation. Gene Ontology annotation, molecular function: translation factor activity, RNA binding; ribosome binding; mRNA 3'-UTR binding. The record is from RefSeq and is a predicted model, not a curated record. Gene Ontology annotation, cellular component: synapse; nucleus; cytoplasm. NCBI's taxonomy places the organism in Eukaryota, Metazoa, Chordata, Actinopteri, Mugiliformes, Mugilidae. Bases 481 to 2820 code for a protein of 779 amino acids. The transcript is spliced from 11 exons.